AUGGCGGUUGUCAUUAUUGACUACGAUUACCUUAAAAAUAUAUGUCCAACGGAUAUUGAAAUAGUAUGCCACAACAGUAAAAACAGUAGCGUUGUGUGUGGACCAUCACAAUCCGUUCAAAAAUUUAUGAAAGAACUACAGGUCAAUAAUACUUACGCGAAAGAGAUCAACUGCAACGUACCGUUUCACAGUUCUUACGUCGCAACUGCGGAGAGUCAGCUUUUACUUAGUUUGAAUAAAAUAAUACCACGUCCAAAGAAACGGAGCUCAAAGUGGAUCAGCACUUCUAUACCUCGCACCGAAUG
Cyphomyrmex costatus is the source of this 305-nucleotide messenger RNA. Its product is annotated as fatty acid synthase-like. The annotation marks the transcript as partial. The record is from RefSeq and is a predicted model, not a curated record. Lineage: Eukaryota; Metazoa; Arthropoda; Insecta; Hymenoptera; Formicidae. The transcript is spliced from 2 exons.